AUGAUCCUCAAGUGCCUCGUCGUAUUUGUACUGAGUGAAACCGUUUCAAGUGGACCAGGAAUAGAUUUCAAUACACUCUGGACUACUUUCGUCAGGGCCAUUCCAAAAAGCAAUCAGAAAGUUAGAUGUAAGAUGUGCCCGCCUGGUAAAUAUGUGGCAGCACCGUGUAUCAGUGGCCAGGCAACAACUUGCGCUGAUUGCUUGAAAGGCCAAUACAACCCUUAUUGGAGCUCCCUUGAAAAAUGCCAUGACUGCAAGCUCUGCGGAGAAAAUGAGGAUACAGUCUCCGAAUGCAAUCACAGGUCCAAUACGGGGUGUCGAUGCAACGUUGAAUCUUUCAUCAAUAAUGGUCACUGCAAGAGACUUACCACAUGCUUCCCUGGUUAUGGUGUACUGACACCAGGAACCUAUACUAGCGAUUCAACAUGUGAAGAAUGUCCCCGUGGCCAUUUCUCUUCAACAAUAUCUAGUAAGGAUGUCUGUCUUCCACACACAAUCUGCGCUGAUGGUUUAGUGGUGAAUGUCCCAGGUAACACUCAGCAUGACACCCUGUGUACUCCCUGCAAUAAAUAUGAUAAUAGCACAGCAUGUGAUGACGCACUUCUCCAUUUUGUGGGACAUCAGAAUAUUCCAGAAGAUAAACUCGAAGCGUUUGCUCGCUUGCUUGCUCCUCCUCAAUCCUUUGAGGCAUUGUAUUGGAAAUUGACUCGUCCCGAACACAGGAAUAAUCUGUUUACAUAUUUAGAUCAGUACCUGAUGAAUUGGAAAACUAUUAUCGAUGGGCAGCCUGUUGCAGAGACGAUAAUAUCGAUACUUGAAAAAGCCAAGUUGAAUAAUGUCCUAGCAAAGGUACUAAGCCGUUUUUGGUAAAGUGUCAGUUGAGGUCAUGUUUACUCAUUCGCCCUGAAUGGUCUCCAAAAGCCUUGUGUUUAAGGGCAAGGUUUUAGUAAAUUGCAUGUCGCAGGAGGGGUUUUAUUUUAUUCCAGGUUCCAGUUUGUUUUUUGGCCAUUGUGGGAUGCAAGGGAGAGAAAGGCAAAAACAAACUUGGUUUCCCACUUUUGCUGCCAAUCCUGCAAGUCUGUGUAGCAGCUUAAACCGGUGGCGGGGUUAGUAGUUUCAAGAGAGUCAAGAAUCAAGAGACAAAUA
Leucoraja erinaceus (little skate) is the source of this 1146-nucleotide messenger RNA. Its product is annotated as tumor necrosis factor receptor superfamily member 6B-like. Gene Ontology annotation, molecular function: protein binding. Lineage: Eukaryota; Metazoa; Chordata; Chondrichthyes; Rajiformes; Rajidae. The record is from RefSeq and is a predicted model, not a curated record. Bases 1 to 870 code for a protein of 289 amino acids. The transcript has 4 exons.